AUGACGAGAGUCGGGAUCAAUGUGGCCAAUGGAACGCACCAGAAGCCGUCGCUCUCGCGGCUUCCGCUUGACGUCUUGCAGCUCAUCCUCUCCUUUCUUCCCACCCCCGCCACGCUACGGACGGUGGCAACGCUCUCCUCUUCUUUCGCCGCCCUGGCUCAGAACGAGACGUACUGGCAAAAUGUGUGGAUCCAACGCGUCAGCGCGUGUUUCCGCAGCUACGUCCAACCCGUGUCCUCUGCCUUUGCCCCAUCUGAUGCGGGGUGCUGGGGCCAUGUGGUGUCGCUCGUGUCAGCCCCAAACCAGGCGUUGCCGCGUCUAUCCAGACAUAAGUGCGGUGGUGGCGGCGGCGUGACGAUUGUGGAAGAACACGACGAUUCGGAGGGUAGCGUCACACAUAUUGGGCUGUGUAUUGGGCCGCUGCUCCUGCGUGCGGCGGCGCCCGUGGACUUUGCAGCUUUAGCGUAUCAUCUCUUAUUGCCCACGCGCGAGACAAGCGACGCCCCUGUCUAUGGGAAAGGUGCGGAGGUGGGGAACGCAUCCGCUGCAACUGCGGGUGUGCGACGUGCAACGCAGGGCAGUCAUUCGCUGCGCCUGCAAAAGGCCCUGUUUUUUCUCGACAACGCGGCGUCGUUGGGGGUGGCGACGGGGCGUCGCCCCAUGAUUGACGGUCUCCACGUGAUACGCCUCUUUGGGUUUGAGGUCGGCCUGUCACCGCCGCAUCGCCGCGAGGGAACACUGCUGGAGCAGGAGGCCGCGCUUGGGGAGUUUGUUAGCGCCUUGGUGUAUGCGUGGGAGUGCUGUCACCCGUCACUGCGUCCAGACAUCUCCACGAAGCGGGGUUUGCUUCCACAGGCGGAGCUGCAGUCGACAUCGUUCUUCCUCACCGGCGGUGACGAAGACGUCGACGUGGGAGAAAUGGGCGACAUCCACUUGGGCGUUUUUUUCCCUGUCGCGGCCUCGUUAUCGUCGUCCUCGUCCUCGUCUCUUUCCUUCGACACUCCCCAGGCUUUGCCUGCAGUAGCUUCAUCUGACAGCGCUUUAAUCGUCACCGCUGCUUCUGCUGCUGCUGGCACAGAGUGCUGUCUGUGUCAUUCCCUUUCUGAUACGCUGAUGUACCUGUUCCUGCUGCACCACGUCACCUUUUCCGAUGUUCAUCAGCAUGUCUGGGACGACGAGCGGAAGUGUGCCAUUUGUAGCCGCGUGCUGGGUCCCACAGGUCAGGCGGUAGAGUUUCGCUUUUUUGUGUCUUCCCUCCGCGGCAGCUACCCGCGUUUCUUUGUGAAGAUGAUGUUUGCUGAAGGCGAUUUGCCACGCACAUGUAUUCAGGAAACAUUUAACCGCGAGAGUAGCCGAAGUACGGCGUUUGCGCGGUUCUCCACCUCCGCGGAGGAGGUGGAGCCGAAGCUCACCACACUCUUCUACGGCGGCUUUGGCCGGGUGGAGGUGGACUGCCCACCUACGGUGUCGCGUGAGGGCUUCUUACGUCUGCGGGGCGCGCUUGGCCUUGCGCCUGCCUUCCCAAUGCAGCUGCUUUGGAAUGUUGUGCUGCUGGCGACCGGCGUGGGUGGGGCGGCCCUGCGGACCCAGGCGCCGUACUUUGCGCUCCACUACCAGACCUCUUUUACCGCGGCGUUUGAUGAGUUGUUCCCGCCCGCCCCUGAGCGGACAUGA
Trypanosoma rangeli is the source of this 1674-nucleotide messenger RNA. RefSeq lists its product as uncharacterized. The transcript has a single exon. The record is from RefSeq and is a predicted model, not a curated record. Bases 1 to 1674 code for a protein of 557 amino acids. Gene Ontology annotation, molecular function: protein binding. Lineage: Eukaryota; Euglenozoa; Kinetoplastea; Trypanosomatida; Trypanosomatidae.